AUGCCCCAGCCGGCGAUCUGUCAUCGGUCUGUCCUGCUGACCAUCGUUCUGGCCACUCACUGUCCUGCAGUAGGUGGAUUGUUUGAGUGGUUGAGACAAACGGAGAGCCCACCUGCAGCCACUUCACCACCAACUGCACGACUACCUGCAGCAGUUGCCCCUCCAUUUGAGAUGACUGUCAUUGAUGAGAAGUUUUUGGAUGAGGCAAAACAGAUGGAGCUCAGCCCAUUGGAGAACUGCCACUACAGGGUGGUUGCUCAGCUAAAAUCAACCUGUCAAAGCCUGACAGAAGAGCAGCUUGCCAAACUAGGGGUAGUACUAUUUAACUGUCAGGCUGAAAUUGAGGGGCGCAGGACCUACCCUUGCACGGAGGAAAUGACUAUUAAACAGUGUACAGCAGACAUGGAUGCAGACACAUGGAAUGCAUACCACAUAGUGAGCAACCGAGCCCGCUCUGUGUGCUAUGCCACUCGCCAGCAGCAUUUCAGACGCAGGGCAGAGCUCACUGUCAAUUCUCUCAUCUCUGCAGCCACCAGCCAGCUAGAUGCUAUGCAAGACCUGAAGGAGGGCCAGCUGGAGCUGAAGGAGCUGACUGCAGCCUCCCUGGAAAAGCUUCUGCAGGGCCACAGUGCUUUGCAAGCCCAGCAGGGGGAGCUGUGGGAAGGUCAGGAACAACUAGAGGGUUCCCUGAGGGCCAACCUGGAGCAGCUGAGCCAGGAGAAGGCCCUAAUUGCCUCUGGACAAGAGCUAAUAGCUCAGCUCAUUCGGGGCAUAGUGCAGAAAAUGGAGAAUGUAAGUAAGCAGUUGAAGGGCCAGGACUCCGAGAUGGAGGACAAUCACAGGGCUGUUAUUCAAGACUUGGCAGAUGUCAGAGACAGAGCACAAGACAUCUACAGUAAAAUUGACCAUAGUAUGUUGGGGUUUCUCCAGUACCAGGAUCAGACGGCACAGUACUACACCGAUCUAAUGAGCAAACUGGAGCGCAUGAAUGCCACCCUGGGCUUCAUGUUCCACUACCUUGACAACAUGCAGAACCAUAUAGAUGAGAGGCUUCAUAUGAUCCAGGGUUAUCUUGGCUGGGCAGGUGUGAGCCUGACCGCCAUGUGGACAUGUAUAGUGCAUAUGGGCUACUUCCUACUGUGUGCGGUCCUGCAGACGUUCUUGCACUGUAAAUUUUUCUCUCGAGUCAUGCUGCUGCUCGCUGUGCCCCUUAACGCAGUGGCUGAGGUCAACAAGCUGCCUGCACUGGAUCUCACAGGCCUUAUCCUUUUACUAUUCUUACUCUCUCUGGGUCAUUGGUUUGUGAAUCGGUUGCUGAGGGCAUGCAUUCAGAUAGGAGGGAAGUCAGCCAGCCUGCCCACAUGCAGAACUGUGGAACCAGAGAAGCAUUGUGUACCAUGUCCAUCCUCCUCUACACCGCAGAGAGAUGAAUUCAAUGACCCCAUUGAGAGAGAGGACCUGUUCAAUACAAAUGGCUUCAUUUCUGGUGAUCCCUAUUUGUCGGCCAUCAUUGAUGGUAUCCCCAUGAAGAAUUUGGGUGUUGCCUUUGACUCUCCAAGUGCUAUCCAAUCACUAGUCAGCAACAGCUCUCCGGCAGGCCGUCAGUUGUGCAAUGGCAUCACAAAGACUGGGAAGGCUUGCAAGAAGAGAGCCACGCUGGGACAGGAGUACUGCAGAGUUCAUGAAGGAGGUUGCACCUCCUAUGUUAACACAUAA
Molecule: messenger RNA, 1716 nt
Organism: Lampris incognitus (smalleye Pacific opah)
Lineage: Eukaryota; Metazoa; Chordata; Actinopteri; Lampriformes; Lampridae
Gene: bmb
Product: brambleberry
Exons: 12
Coding region: 1-1716 (571 amino acids)
Source: RefSeq, a predicted model, not a curated record